ACUUUUCAAUGUCUUGGGUGGUCAAGUUGUUUGAAUCAUAGGCAAGGGGGACAAGCAAAGGGGUUACCAGAUGCAAAGCCGGGCCCGGCUAUAUUACAGCCGGUGGUCAUGUUGGAUACUUCCCAUGAGAUUGCAAUUUACCUUCAUAGGUUUCAUAACCUCGAUCUUUUCCAGCAAGGAUGGUAUCAACUUAAGAUUACCGUGAGAUGGGACAAUGAUGCACAUGCUACGACCGCGAUGCCUUCGAGAGUCUUGCAAUAUGAAGCUCCAAAUUUUGGUUGUGAGGGUGGUGGAUAUGGAGUAUGGAGGAUUGAUGAAAAAGACAACAGUUUUUUAACACAGCCUUUUCGAAUCAAAUAUGCGAGACAGGAUGUUCUUUUAUUUACCAUGGUUGCAUUUGAUUUACCUCUAAAGGGAAAUGAGGGUCCUUCAACAUCAGCUGUCGUUUUGAAGUUUGAGCUUUUGUAUGCUCCUCUGUUGGAUAAUGGUUCUGAGUUUCAGGCUUCUCCAGAUAGUUGCCCUGCUGCUGUCCAUGAAUUUCGGAUACCUUCUAAAGCUCUUUUAGGACUGCAUUCCUAUUGCCCUGUUUAUUUUGAUGCAUUUCACGCUGUUCUUGUGGAUGUAAGUGUUCACAUCACUCUCCUAAAAGCUGGUUCCUACCAUGACUCAAUGAAGGUAUCCAGCAAUUCGCGUACUGCCACUGCUGAUGUUGCACAUGAAAGUACUGGUGGAUCAACUCAAGCACUGAAUCAAGCGGCUCCUAGUGACCUGAAACAGGUCAUGCUUGUAAAGGCAUUAUUAGAUGCUCGUGAAACCUUGAUUGUAGAACUACAAAAGCUUGGAAGUGCUAUUAACCGAACUGUUGAUUUGACUGAAUAUACCUCCAGAAUGAAUGAUACGAAGUUAUUUGAUUCAUUUCUCCAAGCAAAUCAGGUUACUGCUGAUAAUGAAGUUUCCGGACAAGGCAAGCCACAAAACGGUCCUGAGAAAGCUAAUGGUGGAUUAGAUUUUCAAAGUGAUCGAUUGCCCCAGAACUUAUCCAAAGAAGAUGUAACUAGAAUGUUUAAUAUAUCUGGUGAUCAAGUGUUACAUUUGUGGAGCACUUUUCUGACUUUCCACAGGGAUAAUAAAACAAAGAUAAUGGAAGUCCUUCAUGAUGCAUGGGCUAAGGAUCGGAAAGCUGAAUGGUCGAUAUGGAUGGUUUACUCUAAGUCUGAAAUGCCUCAACAUCAUAUAAAUGGCAGUUCCGAUGAGAGAACAACCCACCAUGUUGGGCAUAAGAGGGGUUCAAGUUUGUGGAAGUUAUCUGAUGAUCCUGCGCAUAUGGCAGCUGUGCGGGCUGACCUUCAUCGACGGAGUAUUGGACAAAUGAAGAUUAAUAAUCGGUCAAUCCAAGACAUGCAAAUAUUUGGAGAUCCUUCAGCGAUUCCUAUUGUAAUUGUAGAACGUGUUCUGAAUACUCCUCAACGUAGUUUAAGUUAUAACUCAUACAUGAAGAAUUUGGACCUAAAGGAUUCAGUUCCCUCACGCAUUGAUGUUAGUUCUGAAGAUGGGAAAAAGCCAUCAAGUGCAACUACUGCAAAAAAAGUCCGUGAUUUGAAGAUUGUUGUCUUUGUGCACGGAUUUCAGGGGCAUCAUCUGGAUUUGCGGCUUGUUCGCAACCAAUGGCUUUUGUUGGAUCCAAAGAUCGAGUUUCUCAUGUCGGAGGCAAAUGAAGAGAAAACAUCUGGAGACUUCAGAGAAAUGGGACUGAGGCUGGCGCAGGAGGUGAUUUCUUUCCUUAAAAAGAAAAUGGAUAAAGCUGCAAAAUAUGGACGCCUAGGAGAUAUCAAACUUAGUUUUGUCGGCCACUCUAUUGGAAACGUCAUAAUAAGAACAGCAAUAGCAGACACUGUUAUGGAACCUUACCUGGGAUACCUUCAUACAUACCUAUCUCUAUCUGGUCCACACUUGGGAUAUCUAUACAGUUCAAAUUCUUUAUUCAAUUCCGGAUUAUGGGUUUUGAAGAAGUUCAAGGGGACACAAUGCAUCCAUCAGCUCACUUUCACCGAUGACCCCGAUAUCUGUAACACUUUCUUCUACAAACUUUGUAAGCAAAAAACUCUGGAAAAUUUCAAGAAUAUAAUCCUCCUCUCUUCACCCCAGGAUGGCUACGUCCCGUAUCAUUCUGCGAGGAUUGAGUCAUGCAAGGCAGCAUCAGUGGACAACUCGAAAAAGGGAAAAGCAUUUUUGGAGAUGUUGAAUUCCUGUUUGGACCAGUUACGAGCUCCUACAACUGAAGAUCGAGUGUUUUUGAGAUCCGAUGUCAACUUUGACACAUCCGCUUAUGGCAAGAACUUAAACUCGUUCAUUGGACGGGCUGCACAUAUCGAGUUUUUGGAGUCCGACAUUUUUGCUCGCUUCAUUAUGUGGUCAUUUCCGAAUCUGUUUAAAUAGUUGUCACGAGCAGUCCAUCAUUUCUGUUGUUCCACUUUAUUCGAUCCCUGGUCUCCAUAUUGGUUGCGAAAUGCUGAGCUUGUGAUCUCGGUUUCUAGUUUUCGAGCAUCGCAGUCACAAAAGAGCAACAUUGGCGUAUAGGAAAGUGCAGUUGCUAGAUUAACAUUAUUUUCUCACCACAUAACAUGUAGCACAACAUUCAAAGAAAAUCUAAUAGUUAAUUGGGGUGAGAAGGGUUUAUGUAAUAAUUACUCACACAUCUGACAGGUAGAUAAUUGUAUCGGUAUUGACCGUAAAAUAUAGGUUUGAAGAUGCUUCUGUAACCAACAUGGACCCUAACAUUUAUCUCUGUUAGAAACAAACUCUUCAGAGCU
Molecule: messenger RNA, 2810 nt
Organism: Gossypium raimondii (Peruvian cotton)
Lineage: Eukaryota; Viridiplantae; Streptophyta; Magnoliopsida; Malvales; Malvaceae
Exons: 15
Source: RefSeq, a predicted model, not a curated record